ACGCGUUUCACAAACAUUUUAGUGAUUGUCAACCCCUCUGCAAAUAAUUAUUUUUAUUAUUUUGUUUGUGUUUAAUGUAAAAAGGGAAAUUCAAAAUUUAAUUAAAAAUGUAAAAUGCAAUAGCUAAACGCUAUACAGAAAAUAAAAUCGUAAGUUAGAGUUGCUACCACAUCGAUAUACGCCAUAUUUUUGCAGCAGACAGCAGAGCACAGAGUGUGAAAAGCAAGAGCUGGGAAAACAGAAUAGAGAAAAUAGCAGUGCGUUAUUAUUUUCCCACAACUGUGUCACAAGCAGUCUCCAAAAACGGACUGUAUUUGCGUAUGUGUGUGUAAGUGCGUUUGUGUGUGUAAAGAUCUUGUGUUAUUUAUUCAAUAAAAGCAAGAUGUCGGAAUUGUUAAAAACGCAACAGCAGCACGCGCAGCAACAACAACAACAGCAUCAGAGCAACAUUGGCAUCUAUGGCAAUAAAAUGAGUGUAAUUCCCAAUUAUACAUUGAGCGGAAUGAGCUCCUUUGAUGCCGAAUCGCUUCCUGAUUACUCAGAGUUUGAUUCCGAAUCGGUUACUUUGGACUAUUACAAGGAAAGUGUACUACGUCCCCAACCGGACAAAAUGGCGCCGACAACGACAAUUGAAACCAUAACAAUCACAAGGCCCCUCAAGGUGAUUGCAUUUAUUUGCGGAGUCAUCGUUGUGGUAUUGAUGAUUAUGGCCCUGGCAUCUACAGAUUGGCUAAUGGCAGCCGGUUGGCGGCAGGGCCUCUUUGUGCAUUGCAUCGAGGAUGAUUCAGCUUCACCGCUGCCAUUUAAUAUACAGGAUCCACCAGGCUGCUAUUGGACCCGUGAUAUUGGCUACAUUAAGGCAACUGCAGCGCUAUGCAUUAUCACAUUGAUAACGGAUGUCAUAGCCACAGUGUUGACUGGACUGGGCCUAAAGACACAGAAUCAUAAUAUUAAAUACAAAUUUUAUCGAAUAGCAGUGCUAGUAAUGCUGGUCUCACUAUUGGCCGUGCUCUCUGCUCUGAUUGUCUAUCCAGUGUGCUUUGCUGGCGAACUCACAAUGGCGAAUCGACGCGUUUGGGAGUUUGGCUGGGCCUAUGGGGUGGGCUGGGGCGCAGCAAUAUUCUUGUUUGGAGCCGUAGUUCUGCUGCUCUGUGACAAAGAAUCGGAGGAGAUCUAUUAUAAGGAGAGAAAAAUUGUACAUGAAAACCAAAUGCGCGCCUAGGCAAGGCCGCACGACCUGCCUGACGUCGUUCUUUAGACAUAAGCAUCUAGCAACACAUUCACUCACACAUAUACACACUCACAGACGUAUAUAAAUUUCAAAUUUGACUCACGACAAACGAACACACUCAAUCGAAAUAGUAAUUUUUCGUCAUAUUUAGUUAGACUUCUGAUUACGUCCAUCACAAACAAAUUUUAAGCCAAAAGAGAGAACCAUAACGACUUGACUUAAUUCUUCCCAUAGUACUGGGCAUUAGUUAGAUAAGACUUGUUUAUAUUUUAUUUGUUUUAUUUUUUUCUUCCGUAAGUUUUCCCCUGUGGAAUAUAAUUCUUCCAAAAAAAUACCAAUACACAUUUACAAAAAUAGUGGUAUAUAAUCUUCAAAUCGUAUCCAACCUACCUACCUAUAUAACAACACAUAUAUUAAAAUACAUGAUCGCAAAUCUUUAUCAGCGAGCUCGACAAAAUUAUAAUCAACUUUUAGUCUUGUCUUUGGCAUCAAUAUGACGAAAGCGAAACCAAAUUGUACUUUUAUGAAACAAUAUAUAAAAAUUUAUAUGAA
This is a messenger RNA of Drosophila navojoa, 1783 nucleotides long. RefSeq names its product transmembrane protein 47. Gene Ontology annotation, biological process: cell-cell adhesion. The record is from RefSeq and is a predicted model, not a curated record. Gene Ontology annotation, cellular component: cell-cell junction; membrane. NCBI's taxonomy places the organism in Eukaryota, Metazoa, Arthropoda, Insecta, Diptera, Drosophilidae.